AUGGCCGAACACAUUGAACCAAACCCCAACCAUGCAGCUUUUACGGAAAAGAACCUCACUGGGACGUCGGUCGAGGCAUCCAGGGCCUACGAAGGAGUCGAUACCGAAAAAGUCCCCAGUCGGACAUCGGCCGAGGCUACAAGAGCUCACGCAGGAGUCGACGUCGCCGAUGUGGUCCAUGUCCAUGCGACGCCUGAGCAAGAGAAGAAAGUGCUCAGAAAGAUCGAUCUCCACAUCAUCCCGAUCAUGGCCACAUGCUAUAUGCUCCAGUACAUGGACAAGGUGACGCUGGGCUACACGACCCAACUGGGGCUACCAACCGACCUGAAACUCCACGGCAGUCAGUAUAGCUGGUGUUCUUCCAUCUUCUACUUUGGAUACAUCUUCUGGAGCUGGCCCAGCGGCUACAUCUCGGUCCGCUUCCCCAUCGGCAAGUACCUGGGCGUGUCGGUGGCUCUGUGGGGGGCGGUGCUCAUGACCCAUGCCGCCACUCGCAGCUUUGGCGGUCUCCUUACCGCCCGGUUUUUCCUGGGUGUCACCGAGGCCGCCGUUGCUCCAGGGUUUUCGCUGAUUACCGGAAUGUUCUACAAAAGGAGGGAGCAACCGUCUAGAAUGUGUCUUUGGUUUCUCGGCAAUGCGGUGGCCAACGUUGUUUCUGGACUGAUCGCGUACGGCAUCGGCAAGAUCCACUCGCCCAUCGAUUCGUGGAAGUUGCUGUUUAUCAUCCUCGGCGCCGUCACUUCGGCGUACGGCAUCUUCCUCGUCUUCGUGCUGCCAGACUCACCAGCGAGAGCGUGGUUCCUGACCACCGAGGAAAGGCGAAUCGCGCUCCACCGCACGCUGGAGAACAAGACGGGCGUCUUGGACGAGGGCACCUUCAAGAUACAGCAGAUGUGGGAGGCCCUGAGAGACCCUCAAGCUUGGUUGCUGGUCGGCUACAGUCUGACUCAGAACAUUCCCAAUGGGGGAUUCAGCUCGUUCAGCAGCAUCAUCAUCAACGGCUUCGGCUUCAGUCACCUCAACACGCUGCUUGUCGGCGCACCCGGCGGCCUACUGCAGAUCUUCGCAUUGGGUUGUAUCUGCCUGGCGGCCAAGUAUGUCAAGAAAAGCCGCAUCAUCACCAUGAUCAUCGUCAUUCUAUUCGCCCUGGUCGGCGUCAUCGUCAUGGUCACUCUGCCAAAAUCGCACAAAUGGGGGAGAUGGGCCGGCAUCUUCCUCCUCGGCCCCUUUGCAAGCAGCAUUCCUGUGUCGCUGAGUCUGAUCACGUCCAAUGUCGGCGGCAUCACCAAAAAGGCCACGGUUUCCGCCAUGCUGUUUAUAGCUUACUGCACCGGCAACAUCAUCGGACCCCAGCUUUUCUUGACCCGAGAAUCUCCCACAUAUCCUACCGGCCUCCGAGGCGUUCUCGUCGGCUUCAGUCUCGCCAUCUUCUUCCUCGUCCUCCUCUACAUCUACUAUACAUUCGAGAAUCGGCGACGAGACCGAAAAUACGGGCCGGCCCCCGAGGGGCCCGACGAGUAUGUCGCAGAAGAGUUGAUCAACCUUACGGACAGACAGAAUCCGGGGUUUAGAUAUACUUUUUAA
Molecule: messenger RNA, 1584 nt
Organism: Capronia epimyces CBS 606.96
Lineage: Eukaryota; Fungi; Ascomycota; Eurotiomycetes; Chaetothyriales; Herpotrichiellaceae
Exons: 7
Coding region: 1-1584 (527 amino acids)
Biological process (GO): transmembrane transport; tripeptide transport; dipeptide transport
Cellular component (GO): plasma membrane
Molecular function (GO): dipeptide transmembrane transporter activity; allantoate transmembrane transporter activity
Source: RefSeq, a predicted model, not a curated record